Molecule: messenger RNA, 2817 nt
Organism: Aspergillus nidulans FGSC A4
Lineage: Eukaryota; Fungi; Ascomycota; Eurotiomycetes; Eurotiales; Aspergillaceae
Gene: ura7
Product: small subunit rRNA maturation protein UTP4
Exons: 3
Coding region: 1-2817 (938 amino acids)
Biological process (GO): maturation of SSU-rRNA from tricistronic rRNA transcript (SSU-rRNA, 5.8S rRNA, LSU-rRNA)
Cellular component (GO): 90S preribosome
Source: RefSeq, a predicted model, not a curated record
AUGGAUAUUCACCGCUGCCGCUUCGUUCCGUAUAACCCACAGGCUAUCAAUGCGCUCGCGUUUUCCCACCCCCCUUCCAUUGGGCUAGGCGGAAAAGGUGUCCCUACACUACGGCUCGCAGUUGGCCGUGCCAACGGCGAUAUCGAAAUAUGGAAUCCUGCGCGUGGUGCAUGGUUCCAGGAGACGGUCCUGCGUGGCGGAAAAGACCGAAGUAUUGAGGGUCUUGCAUGGACGCUUGACCCGCCAGAGCCAGGGCCAGACGGGCAGCAGAAGCAAGCGGGCCGGUUGCGCCUUUUCAGCAUUGGGUACUCGACGACUGUGACGGAGUGGGAUCUCGAGCAGGGUCGCCCCAAGCGCCAUUCGAGCGGGAACUAUGGAGAAAUGUGGUGUCUUGCUGCGCAGCCGCGGUGGCAGCCGGCGAAGGGACGUGACAACAAACCGAUGCCCGCUGCCCAGGGUGAGUUCACGGGGCAGCAUUUGGCGGCUGGGUGCGCGGAUGGGUCGAUUGUGUUAUUGUCGACUGCAGACGAUGAUUUGAAGUUUUUGCGAACGUUGAGGCCGUCGACGAAGAAGCCGCGCGUGUUGAGUGUUACGUUUCAGAACCGGAAUACGAUUGUUGCGGGCUACGCGGAUAGUUCGAUUCGGGUGUUCGAUAUCCGGAAUGGGCAGCUUUUGCGGACGAUUAGUUUGGGUAAGGGUCCGACGGGAGGUUCGAAGGAGUUGCUAGUAUGGUCGGUGAAGUGCCUGCCAGAUGGGACUAUUGUUUCUGGUGAUUCUGCUGGUGAAGUGCGGUUCUGGGAUGCGAAGAACUACUCACUCAUCCAGCGGCUGCAGGGCCAUUUGGCGGAUACCCUGGAUGUUGCGGUAAGCGCGGACGGCGAGACGGUCGUUAGUGGUGGUGCGGACCAACGGACUGUUGUCUACAGAAAGAAGGCCGGCGAGAAAGGUGACAAGAGCAGUCGAUGGGUGGAGGUGACGCAUCGGAGGUACCAUACCCACGAUGUGAAGACGUUUGCUGUCUACGAGACCAAGAAUCUUAGCGUUGUGGUUUCUGGAGGACCUGAUGCCCACCCGGUUGUCCUCCCCCUACGAGAAUUCGGAAAAGAGCAUCAUCGAAAUCUACCAAGCCUCCCGCAAGUACCUCCGGUCGUCUCCGCGCCUUCCUCUCGGUUGGUAAUGAGCUUUUGGGAUAGAGAGGUCAACAUCUGGCGAGUGUCUCGUGGUCCAACCUCAGUGCAUGAGGUCCCCGAUGGACAGAGACAUCGCUUAGUUGGAAAGGUUCUGAUUCAGGGCGAAGAAAACAUCACCUCUGCAGCCCUCUCUACCGACGGGAAGGUUCUCAUCAUAGCCACAAUUUCCAGCAUCAAGAUCUUCUCCGUGAGACGCCGCAAAGGCGACGAACGAGGCGCCUUGCGCGCCCAAAAGAUCGAUACCCCAGCCUCGAUCUCUGAAGACGGCGCCCGCUUCGUAACCAUUUCCCCAGAUAGCCGGUGGCUCUGCAUUGUCCGCCCCAACAGCGAUAUCUCCCUCGCCAAGAUACAGCCUGCUUCUUCCGCAGCAGAGAAGACUAAAAUCCUGCCGAAGCUUGUCAACCUUCACCGAGCACCCCGCCACACUCGGUUCGAGAAUAUCUCGCAUGGCACCCUAGGCAACUACGAGCGGACAAUCCGGUGCGUCGUCUUCUCGAACAACAGCAAGAUACUUGCCUCGGGCGAUCUCUCCGGCUGCAUUGACACCUGGACGCUCGAACAAACCUCCGAGACGAACCCGCGAAAAAGCACAUCCGAGUCCGAGUCUGAUGAUUCCGACUCCGAUGACGAAGACUCGCCAAUCCUUGAAGGGGAGCGCUGGCGCGCCGUCGCCACGGACUCUCCUAUCCCUCGUCUCAAAUCCAGUAUCGCCCUCCUCUCCUUUCGCCCUUCAGCAACACCCAGCACGUCCCUCAUAAAAGACGGCACAGCAACAAAUGUCGACUCUGAAUCUCGUCUCAUGGCUCUCACAGCAGAACACCAACUCGUCGAGCUCGACGCCCUAGAAGGAAAGCUGUCCGAAUGGUCCCGUCGCAACCCCAAGGCCUUCCUUCCUAGCGAUUUCAAGGGCGUUAAGGACCGCGCAAUGGGCUGUCUCUGGGACUUGUCUGACUCUUCUCGCGAGCGGCUUUGGCUAUACGGUACUUCCUGGCUGUGGAUGUUUGAUCUGAAGCACGAUUUCCCGUCGACUGAGGAGCUGACCGAGGCCGCAACAGCCGAGAACGACAACACUGAGGCAAAUACGACAAAGAAACAGUCUCAUAAACGCAAACGCGAAAUUAAUGAGGAGCUUACUUCCGCAGUGGGCAAAAAGAGCAAGAAGCACAAUACUGGCGCUGGGGAUAAGAUUCCGCUCGCACAGUCUGCUGUCUUCUUCGACUCGAAGGCCCGGACUUUCGUUGGACCUGAUGCGUCACAGGGUGAGCUAGUAUCUCUCGAAGAUCAGAAAGAACGCGAUCCGGAGGAGGAUGACGAGGAGGAUCAGGAAGAUAACGAUGCCCGGCUUGCGCGGCUGCGUAGGGAAGCUAACGCUCACGGUCAAUCGAAUGGCGCCGACGGUCUUGAUGCCGGUUCCAAGCAGCUCGUCAAGUCCGCCCCAGCGCGCCGGUGGUGGUAUACGUACAAGUAUCGGGGGAUUCUGGGGAUUGUACCCUUGAGUUCAAACUCUGAUCAUGCUGACGACGAGCUUGUGGAUGAAAACGUCCACGCUGGGUUAGAAGUCGCGGUUGUGGAGAGGCCGAUGUGGGAUGUUGAUCUGCCGGAUCGAUAUGUGCGCGAGUAUGAAUAG